Macrosiphum euphorbiae (potato aphid) is the source of this 321-nucleotide messenger RNA. NCBI's taxonomy places the organism in Eukaryota, Metazoa, Arthropoda, Insecta, Hemiptera, Aphididae. The record is from the annotation of a GenBank genome assembly.
AUGACGGUAUUAAGGACGCCACCGUAUCAUUGCGAAGUCAACCCCAUCGAACUAGCGUGGUCGUCCGUAAAAAGGUACGUGAAGUCAAACAAUACCACAUUUAAACUUCCGGACGUAAGACAACUAUUAACCGAAGGUGUCAAUUCCUGCACACCCGAAAUGUGGAAGAACUUUGUACAACACGUCAUUAAAGUAGAAGACAGGUUCUGGAAAGUCGACUUAACUACCGAUGAUGUGAUGGAUAAUGACAAUCUCCAUGUAAUGACAAUCACCGGUGACACAUCGGAUUCAGACGACUUAGGAUGUGAAUCCUUAGAAUAA